AUGUCUCAAACACGCCAACCACAAAACUCUCACCUUCACUCAAGUACCCAAACCUCCCGUGAUUCAUCCACCGUUCGACUCACUGGAACCCUGCGGUUGAGGGGCGAGGAAACACCUGCAUCCACUGAUGAACCGCCCGCCCGACGAAUUCGCUGGAGUGAAGAUGUGAUUGAUAAUGAAGGAAUGGGAAAGAAGAGUUCAAAAGUAUGCUGCAUAUACCACAAAGCUCGCCCAGUAGGCGAAAGCUCUUCAGAAGAAUCCUCCUCAGACUCCUCAGACGAUUCCGAUUCCGAUUCCGAUAUCAAUUAUAGUAAAGCGCGCUCGUCGAAUAACCAUAACCAUCGCGGACGAGAUACCGAUUCGGGCGAAGGUCCUUCUCAGGAAUGUCGUGGUCAUGGUCAUGGUCAUUCUCAUACCAGGAAGGUGAAGAGAAAGCCUAGUCCCAAUGCUUAUGAGAAGAUGCCGAAGUCUAAGUCUAAGAAUUAA
This is a messenger RNA of Penicillium malachiteum, 486 nucleotides long. Its product is annotated as PPP1R11/YPI1 family protein. Gene Ontology annotation, cellular component: nucleus. The record is from RefSeq and is a predicted model, not a curated record. The transcript has 2 exons. Gene Ontology annotation, molecular function: protein serine/threonine phosphatase inhibitor activity; protein phosphatase 1 binding. Lineage: Eukaryota; Fungi; Ascomycota; Eurotiomycetes; Eurotiales; Aspergillaceae. The coding region runs from base 1 to 486 and encodes 161 amino acids.